CAGUCGGGCGACCGCAGUCCCCAAGACCACCAAGAGCUCAUCGAUGAGAUCCUCCAUGAUCAGUCAUGGAUCCAGAUUUCAGAAUCCUCAUCCAUUCUUGAUAAACUCCCUGCCGAGAUUCUCCACCAAGUUCUUUCCUACCUGUCCGCCCGAGAUCUCGCUCGCGUGUCCGUGACCUGUCGAUUGCUCGCCGAGCAUUGCAACGAUGACCGACUAUGGGCCGCACUCGUCAACUCACAUCUGCCAACACCAAUCGAUGACCCGGGUCUUUUCUCGUCGUAUCGUCAUCUUUACCUCACACAUAUCUCCUACUGGUUCAUUCCCCAGCAUAAGAUCUGGUUUGCAGACAACGAACACACCGGUAAUUUGAUUUUGGCUCGCUAUGACAACCGAAGAGGGGUAAUCGAAGGCUAUCGAGUGGUAGCAGAUCGAGGAAAUCCAAGCCUGCAAAUUUGGCAGUCAAAUCCCGAUGUGAUGAUCCAGUCCUUCGACCCCAAAGUCCGUUUAUGGUUGGACGAUCCGGUUCUCCUCCUGAAAGAGAAGGACGAAGAUACCAAAGGACCCACAGCAACCCCUCAGACUUGGAUGCUGGAGCGUCAAAUGCCCAUGCCGGCUGAAGCUCAACAUGUCUACAGCUCGUUGAUAUUAUGUCCCAAAGAACCCCGCGAACCAGAGGAGCAUGAAAAAGACACCUGGCAAGAACAGCUCUGGCCACCACCAUUAAUUCCGAGUGAUCAUCACACGCAAAGAGAUCUCUCAACAAAUCAAAUAAUUCCUCCUAAAUGUUCGUCUCAGGCUUCGGAAUUUGCAUUUCGCAUUCGGAGAUGGGCGAAUUUCCGAUUGGUGCUCUCUCUGGGCCAUAAUGAAGCAAUGACAACAUAUUCUACUCUCGAUCCGAAGUUCUACUUACCAACGAAAGAGAAGCCUUAUCAAGGCAUUUGGGUUGGUGACUACUCCGCUCAUGGAUGUGAAUUCCUACUGUUCAUUCAACGGGAUCCAGAAGGCGCCGUGGAUGCGGAGGACCCAGAAGAAACUGAGAACGAUCCCGAUAGUGUGGUUCAUAAGGGAAGCCUAGAGGCUAUUAAGCUCACAGGUGACCCAAAUGUUCCACGUGGUGAAGUAUCAUUUGUGGCCGCGGAUAUCGGGCCCAAGGGCCUUGUUCGAGUGGACUCCAAUGAGCCAUUCGAGAAUGCGCGCAUUGUGCAUUGCUCGGGCCAUGUUGCUGGUAUUGGAUUCCAAGAUGAUUCAUUCAACCCCUCUCAGCUCGUUCUCAUUUCCCCGGAUUUCAUAGCCCACUACUGGGAAGUGAUGGGCCAUGUCUCUUACUAUCGUCGAGUGGACAUAGAUUCUCUGAUUCAGACAUAA
This is a messenger RNA of Penicillium malachiteum, 1365 nucleotides long. RefSeq names its product F-box protein. Gene Ontology annotation, molecular function: protein binding. The annotation marks the transcript as partial. The record is from RefSeq and is a predicted model, not a curated record. The transcript has 2 exons. NCBI's taxonomy places the organism in Eukaryota, Fungi, Ascomycota, Eurotiomycetes, Eurotiales, Aspergillaceae.